Molecule: messenger RNA, 589 nt
Organism: Micropterus salmoides (largemouth bass)
Lineage: Eukaryota; Metazoa; Chordata; Actinopteri; Centrarchiformes; Centrarchidae
Gene: gabrb2b
Product: gamma-aminobutyric acid type A receptor subunit beta2b
Exons: 3
Biological process (GO): monoatomic ion transport
Cellular component (GO): membrane
Molecular function (GO): extracellular ligand-gated monoatomic ion channel activity
Source: RefSeq, a predicted model, not a curated record
GAACGGAGAGAGACAACCCCACCCACAUUUUCCACCUCGCUCCCGUGAAUUCGAACCACCAACUUCCCCGUCACAGUUACCGCUUCUAAAUCAGUCACUAGCUGUAAAGAAGCCACGGAGAUCCCCCGUGUGCCCUCGAGUAACUUGUAAUCUUGGUUCUCCUUUAAAUUUUUCUCCGUGGCUGGGUACUACAUCUGCCACUACCAUCAGCAGCAGCAGCGCUGCUUCUUGAUGUUGUGGUCGGGAAUACGCAUGCGCCCGGCAUUGGAAUUACUGCACUGGCAAGAAUAAGUUGGACCUCGUCUGUCUUGACAAAAAGAAAAAAACACAUAACAUAAGUAUGGCAGUGUUCAGAAUAAGAAGAAUGAGGUGUUUUUGCGUCUUGCUGUUCCCUCUCGUAGUGGCCGUGGCGUGCGCCCAAAGUGCCGGUGUCAGUGACCCUAGCAAUAUGUCUUUGGUUAAAGAAACGGUGGAUAGACUGUUGAAAGGUUAUGAUAUACGAUUGAGGCCAGAUUUCGGAGGUCCUCCGGUUGGAGUGGGAAUGAAUAUAGACAUAGCCAGCAUAGACAUGGUAUCAGAAGUCAAUAUG